CCCCGCGCGCCGCAGACCCGGCUGGAGCGUCUCCGCCGUGGCGGUGGAGGUGGCCGUUACCGUUGCCUCCGCGAGGCUCUGGCGGCGGCUGGUGCUCCCCGGGCUCGCAGCGGGCAGCGGGCCGCCCCUCGCCCGUGGCCGCCUCGAGCCGUCCCAGCUGGGACUGGGAGGCGAGGUCGUGCUCGGCCCUCCUCUUUGCCUCCAGCCCCCGGCGACUGCGGACUCCGGGCAGCCCCCGGGCGGCGGCCGAGGCAGCAGAGCUGACGGCGGGGGAUGGCGAGAUAGCGGCGCGUGAGCGGCCCGACUGAAGACAUUGCACUGAUGAUGGAUGUUUCCUUAUGCCUGAGGCAACCAUUCUGGAUGGUGGACAGUACAAGAAUGAGGGCGACUUCCAAUUUCCGGUGGCUCUUAUCAACAUUUAUUCUUCUAUAUUUAACGAAUCAAGUAAAUAGCCAGAAAAAGGGGGCUCCUCAUGACCUGAAGUGUGUAACUAACAACUUACAAGCGUGGGACUGUUCUUGGAAAGCACCCUCCGGAGCGGGCCGUGGUUCUGUUUAUGAAGUGUGCAUUGAAAACAGGCCCCGUUCUUGUUAUCGAUUGGGGAAAACAAAUACUAAAAUCCCAACACUUUUACCUGGUGAUCAUGAAAUAACGAUAAACCCUAUACAUGAUUUUGGAAGUUCUAUAAGUAAAUUCAUAUUAAAUGAAAAAAAUGUUUCCUUCAUUCCAGACACUCCAGAGAUCUUGAAUUUAUCUGCUGAUUUCCCAACGUCCACACUACACCUGACGUGGAAUGAUAAGGGUUCUGCUUUUCCACACCACUCAAAUGUCAUUUGGGAAAUUAAAAUUCUACGUAAAGAGAAUGUGGAAGCUAUAAAAUUGCUAACCUACAACACAACUCUGAAUGGUCAGGAUACAGUGCAUCACUGGAGCUGGACCUCCGACAUGCCCUUGGAGUGCACCACUCACUAUGUGGGAAUUAGAUACUACAUUGAUGAUUCUCAUUUCUCUGGUCGCAAAGAGUGGAGUGACUGGAGCCCACUGAAGAACGUUGCUUGGUCCGUUGAUCCUGAUUCUCAGGCUAACGUUUUUCCUCAAGACAAAGUGAUACUUGUGGGCUCAAAUAUAACAUUUUGUUGUGUGACUCAAGAAAAAGUAUUGUCAGCACAGAUCGGCAGUACACAAUGUCCCCUUAUUCAUCUUGAUGGGGAAAAUGUUGCAAUCAAGAUCUAUAAUAUUUCUGUUUCUGCAAGUAGUGGAACAAAUGUGGUUUUCGCAACAAAAGAAAGCAUGUCGGGAACAGUUAUUUUUGUGGGAUAUCCACCUGAUAUUCCUCAAAAACUGAAUUGUGAGACAUAUGAUUUAAAACAGAUUAUAUGUACUUGGGAUCCAGGAAGACCGACAGCGUUGGUGGGCACACACAAUACAGUUUAUACUUUAUUUGAAAGUUUUUCAGGAAAAUAUGUCAGGUUUGAAAGAGUUGAAGUGCCCAUGAAUGAAAGCUAUCAGUUAUCCUUCCAAAUGCUUCCAAAUCAAGAAAUAUAUAAUUUUACUUUGAAAGCUCGCAAUCCUCUGGGUCAGUCGGAAUCAACAAUUUUAGUUAACGUCACUGAAAAAGUUUGUCCCCGUACUCCUACUUCAAUCAAAGUGAAGGAUAUUAAUUCAACAGCUGUUAGUCUUUCCUGGCAUUUACCAGGCAACUUCGCAAACAUUAACUUGUUGUGUCAAAUUGAAAUUAACAAACCUAAUAUCAUACAAGAACUGAGGAAUGUCACAAUCAAAGGAGUAGAAAAUUCAAAUUAUCUUGUUGUCGUGGACAAGCUAAAUCCAUAUACUAUGUAUAGUUUUCGGAUUCGUUGUUCUAGUGAAACUUUCUGGAAAUGGAGUAAAUGGAGCACUGAAAAACAAUACUUAACCACAGAAGCCAUUCCUUCAAAGGGACCAGAUACUUGGAGAGAGUGGAGCUCUGAUGGGAAAAACUUAAUAAUAUAUUGGAAGCCUUUACCCAUUAAUGAAGCUAAUGGAAAAAUACUCUUCUAUAACGUAUCAUGUUCAUCAGACAAGAAUACACAGUCCCUUUCUGAGAUCCCGGAUCCUCAACACAAGGCAGAAAUACAGCUUGAUAAGAAUGACUACAUUAUCAGCGUGGUGGCAAAAAAUUCUGUUGGCUCAUCGCCACCUUCCAAAAUAGCUAGUAUGGAAAUUCCAAAUGAUGAUCUCAAAAUAGAGCAGGCCGUUGGAAUGGGACAUGGGAUUCUUCUCACUUGGAAUUAUGAUCCCAACAUGACUUGUGACUAUGUUAUUAAGUGGUGUAACUCAUCUCAGUCUAAGCCCUGCCUUAUGGACUGGAAGAAAGUCCCUUCAGACAGCACCCAGACAGUAAUAGAAUCUGAUCAGUUUCGACCAGGUGUAAGAUAUAAUUUUUUCCUGUAUGGGUGCAGAAAUCAAGGAUAUCAAUUAUUGCGUUCUGUAAUUGGCUAUAUUGAAGAAUUGGCUCCCACUGUUGCACCAGAUUUCACUGUGGAGGAUACGUCUGCAGAUUCCAUAUUAGUGAAAUGGGAAGACAUUCCUGUGGAAGAGCUUAGAGGCUUUUUAAGAGGAUAUUUAUUUUACUUUGAAAAAGGAGAGAGAGACACAUCUAAGAUGAGGGGUUUGGAAUCUGGUCGUUCUGAUGUAAAGGUUAAGAAUAUUACUGACAUAUCCCAGAAGACACUGAGAAUUGCUGAUCUUCAAGGGAAAACAAGUUACCAUCUUGUCUUGCGCGCGUAUACAAAUGGUGGAAUGGGCCCAGAGAAGAGCAUGUUUGUGGUGACAAAGGAAAAUUCUGUGGGAUUGAUUAUUGCCAUUCUCAUCCCAGUGGCAGUGGCUGUCAUUGUUGGAGUGGUGACAAGUCUUCUUUGCUAUCGGAAACGAGAAUGGAUUAAAGAAACCUUCUACCCUGAUAUUCCAAAUCCAGAAAAUUGUAAAGCAUUACAGUUUCAAAAGAGUGUCUGUGAGGGAAACAGUGCUCUUAAAACACUGGAAAUGAAUCCAUGUACCCCAAAUAAUGUCGAGGUUCUGGAAACUCGAACUACAGUUCCUAAAAUAGAAGACACAGAAAUAAUUUCCCCAGUCGCCGAGCGUCCAGAAGAUCGCUCAGAUGCAGAACCCGAAAACCACGUAGUUGUGUCCUAUUGUCCACCAGUCAUCGAGGAAGAAAUACCGAACCCAGGAGCAGAUGAAGCUGCAGGGACCUCGCAAGUCAUUUACAUCGAUAUCCAGUCCAUGUAUCAGCCCCAAGCGAAACCCGAGGAAGAGCAAGAACCUGACGCCAUGGGAGGGGCAGGCUACAAGCCCCAGAUGCACCUGCCCAUUACUUCCGCCAUGGAAGAGGCAGCUGCAGACGAUGACUUAGACAAAACUGCUGGCUACCGACCUCAGGCCAAUGUCAAUACGUGGAACUUAGUGUCUCCAGACUCUCCCAGAUCCACAGACAGCAACAGUGAAAUUGUGUCUUUUGGAAGCCCGUGCUCCAUUAACUCCCGACAGUUUUUGAUUCCUCCUAAAGACGAAGACUCUCCUAAAUCUAAUGGAGGAGGGUGGUCCUUUACAAACUUUUUCCAGAACAAACCCAACGAUUAACAGUGUCCCCUGUCACUUGCAUCUGCCAUCUCAAUAAGCUCUCAUUGCUAGUGUUGCCGCAUCAGCACUGGGCAUCUCGGAGGCAUCCUGUGAAGUAUUGUUAGUGAGGUGGAUGGACUUCACUAUGUGUGAGUUACACUAAAAGUGUUAAUGUGCUUUUAAUGUAGUCUGAAAGCCAAAGUGUAGUAACGCAGAAAUUCAGUCCACACAACUCAAGAUUUGGAGCUAUCAGUGAUUCGAGCCAAAGAAUUCCCACGUUCUCUACCUUCAAGAAGUGCUUCAGGCCUAAUUCUGUCCAGCCCGUACGUGCAAAACUAAUCCCCCAGCCGCUGUGUUCUGUUUUGUCAUUAAUGGUUUUCUCGUAUGUACACUUUAUGGAAUUGCAAGCAGAUUUGCAGGCAAGGGAGGAAAACGUCCGAGUAACAGAUGAGGUUGAUUUGCCUGACAUUUGCUCCAUUGGAUGAAAACCAAGCACAGAUUUUAAAACUUUUAACAUUAUCCUCCUCUGUCCACAGCAUUUACAAAAGUUAAUAUAAUUUUUAAUGUAGUGACAGCUAUUUCGUGUUUUGUUUGAUAAAGUAUGCUGAUUUCUGGGCCUACUGUAUAAUGAUUAUCCAACAGUUUUCUCAGGGGUACAAACUUGGAAAACGAGCAUAACACUGAGCAGCCCAAAUCACAAUCGUCUUUUCUUGCUUUGGUAGGUUUUCAAACCUCUGUUAUUUUUUUAACUUUUAUGCUAGCUUCCCAUAUCACAGUUGGUUGUCCUAAUAUUUAAAACUUAAAUUUCUAAGACUAUAGAUCUAAGUUGUUGUUUUAAAAAAUCUGGGUUAUUUUUUGUUCCACAGUGUCAGUUGUAUAAAUCCAUGAGCAAACUCAGUAUUAUUCAUAAACCUGUAAUUCCAGUGACUUACUGUAUAAGACGACUACUAAACAAGGUCUAGCCACAUUAGCUAUCUGUAUGGUUCUCAUUGGCUUCAGUUCCUCCCGAGAAGACCACGCCAUUGAGCCCCGGUCCCCCAGGCAGUGUGAUCUGUGACACUUGUAGCCGAUGUCCCUCCUGAUCGUUCAUCUUAGCAGUUCCUCUCUUAAAUGAUCAUCAGUCCAGACUAUCUGAUCCAAUCCUCCAAAUUGGAAACAUAAAUGAAAAAGACAGUGCUUCUCACAGGAACAGUUACUCAAGGGCUAUUUUAUAUGAAAUGUCAUGAAAUCAGUCAGACUCAGUGGGCGGACCUUUGUAAAGGUGUUGCAGUUGCUCUCUCUGUAAGCUGCCCAGGGUCCUGAGCCUCACAGCAUCCUCUGCCCACCCUUGGUUUUCAUAAGUGAUGUCUAGAACAAAUGUGGUUCUUAGAAAAGCAGAUGAAAAACUACAAAGUGUAUCUUAUAUUGUCCUUGCCCUCAGGUUGUCUAUGCAUUUUGUCUAUUGAUAGUUAUGGCAAGAGUACUUAAAAAUUUGAAAUAAGUCAAGAUAUGCCUGUUUUGUUAUCAUAAGAAGUUCUGUAAUUGUGCAUAAUGGAUCAGUUGUUUUUUUUCUAGCUCGUAACUAUCUUUAUAAAAACCAUGUUGUAGGUGAAAGCCACAGGGUGACAAAGGACAAAAUCUAUAUAGGUACUUUGUUUAUGAAUCCAGAUUUUAACUGUUAGAAUUCAGCGCAGUUCCUGAGCUUCAUGAUAUAUGGACAUGUGGAAUGAAACAGAAUUAAUUAUGUACACAAAUAGUAUAUUAAAACUAUAUAUAAUAGCUCAUAGAAAUUUUCAACAGUGAAACCUGUGUCAAGCCAGAGCCGUCCCUAGCAGAGUUUGCUGUCACCUUAUUUCUCCUCCUGGGCUCCUUCCUUAGCGUCUGCCCGACACGCUCACACCUGGAGCUGCCUUCCCUCCCUGCCCAAGUUGGUCACAGCUCCCGUCUUGUCCCCAGCUUAUGCCUUGUUCCCCUACAGGUUCUUUACUUCAUCUCUCUAAGAUAAGUGUUGGCUAAGGUAAAGGUGUAUGGGUCUAAAUGACACUAAACUGAGAUUAUGGGAAAAGACCAGAAAAGGUCUUUUAUGAAAUACAUAAAUAUGGGAAAAUAAAAACGCCAUCAAUAUUUACGUAUUUCAACUGUGACCAUCUGGAUCUCGUGCGCUUCCAGCCUAUGUGAGGACUCACGUGUUUGGCUAAGGUGACUGUCACUGGGGCUCUUGAGUCCUUUCACUCGGUCCAAGACUUCACUGCUUCUUCUGUAUGAAAAAGACUGAGUGCUGUUCACCUGUCCCCUGCUUCCAAAGGUCCAUCCCCAGUGCUCGCCGGGUUAAUGAGAGGCAGAGCACUGCUCCGUUCGUCUGGGCACGCUCCUUGUAACUCACUCGAUGCCUAGAAGAAGGUGGUUCAGGUCUGGGGCCACAGCAGGUUCCUUACCUUUCCCCACUGAACUGAAGACAGCCAAGGCCCGCUGUGCAGAUCGGAAGUUAUAACUCCCUUUUAUUACUCCUAAACAGGGCAAGAGAAGGGGGAGGAGGGGCAGAAAGAGAAGACAGCCUUUGUCACAUACCUGGUGGUUUGUGGCACUGGAGACACUGGCAGAUGUGGUGCACUGCUUGUCAGUGUGAAAGGCGGUCCCCUGGGGAACGGGGAACUACGGGCUAGUGAGAAGGGGAGGCUUGAUGUGUUCCCUCCAGCCCUUCCUGCCUGGGAAGAGGAUUGGGAAAUCCUUUCCUCAACUGAAGUCCAAGCAUUGGUUAGAAAAUCCUAAAUGCCUGAACUGGAAUUAUGUUCCACUGCAUAUGUGGAGUAGUAGUACAUAAAGAACACAUUUACACAUCUCUUAUAAGCCAAUUUCAAGUUAAGCUUCCCUUGUGAGGAAUGGAGACCCUGGCAGUCAUUAUGACUGGAUUUCUCUUGUGAGUGGCCCUCGUAAAUAAAUAACCAUAUGAAAAUAUUCUUAGAAGACUUAGCUAGGCUUUUAACAUUAGAUAGACCUUUCUCAUGAUAUAUUGCAUGGAUUAAUACCCAUGUACAAUGGAAGUCUUCAGUGCGUUGAACCUGUAGAAGCCUGGAUUUGAGAUUGUGGCCCCACCUAUCUUGACAGUUGAACCAUGUGUUUAUGUGCUUAAGUGACAGAGGUGCUGUGAUCCUGCAGCUCAGACCCAGAAGCAGCCAUUUCGCAGAACAGUUUAAGGGCAAAAGUGUCAUUUUCCAUACCAGCAUUACUUUCAUGGCUCAUGGAUCUGAAGGAUUACUUUUAGAACAUCUAGUCCUAAACACUGUGGCAAAAGUCACAUUCUUAGCUUCAUGCAGCUGGUAUUCUUGUGGGAAAUUAGUCGUAGAAUUUCUUAAUUGUCUUCAUCCAUAUUUAAAGAACAUCACUGCCCUUUCAGUAUUUGAAUCAUAAGAUGUAGUUUAGUGAAGGAGAUCAAGGAAUAUUUUCUUCCAAAGGGAAUUUGAAAUCAAUUUUAGGAUAUUUUGAAGUUCAAGCACUCCCUAACAUGUCCAUAUGCGGAAAAUAUCAUUUCCAAAUUUCUACUGCUCAGGCAUAUAAUCUGAGAAGACUUUUUACUUGUUUAUUUACUCUCAAGUAAUGUUUGUUGUUUUCUGUUUUGAACCAUGUUAAAAAUAUGUAUUUCUUUUAUGAAAUUUUUUUUUAUUUUGAAAGUAUAAAAUUGGGCAAUUCAAGAGUAAAAUGCAGGAUCAUUAGCUAAUUACAAAGUCUAGGCAUCUAGUGGAAGUCCAGUGAGUAAUUUUGUAUUGACAGAGUGCCGUCCCAGGCUGCAGACCCACCGAGUUUUCCUGAAGGGUGGUGUAUAUCAAGAUGUAACUUGUGUAGACCUGAGCCUGUUGGCCCGAAGAUUCAUUACUCUACAAGUGGCUCCACAGUUGGAGUGAAAAUUUCAGGAAGACUCAUGCAAAAGCAUCACUAGAUAUCGUAUUUCGCCCUAAUUUUAAGUGUUCAUAGUUUCUUUGUAUUGGGUGGGUAUACAGAUUGGGACAUGCUUGUACCAACCAGCAUGCAUUCUAGCAAACCAUACCAUUCAUUGAUGUGUGAAUUUAAUUGAUUGAGUACCCAUUCUUUUGAUAAACUUUUGGAAACUUUUUUCCAAGCAUUUAUUUUAAAAUGGAAUUUCCUGGUAAAAUAAAGUAUCAUGGCACCACGCCCAUCUUAUUUUUUAUAUCCAGAAGAAAAUUUUUCACACAAGAAAUGAUUUGUGGCCAAACUUACUGGAAAUGCAUCUGCAGACAUGACCUUAGAAUAUCAUUGGAAAUUACUUGGUUUGAAUUGGGUCUGUGUCUGUCUUCAUGGAGUAUGUAUCAGUGCCGGUAUGGAGGAUUAAGAACAACAUUCUAUUAAUAUGUCAGGCUUUCUUGUGUGUGAUAAAAAUUUAGGGGAUGUAGUUUGAUGUAGAACAUAUCCAAAUCUGUAUAAUUAUGAUAUUGAGUUAUGACAAGAUUCUAUUAUUUUUAACCACGAGUAGUGCUUGUUUCUCCCUUUAUUAGGAAUGUUAAUAUUUUGGAUCAUAAGUGUCCUAGUUAUAAUCAGAAUUUACCUAUGCAAGACAAAUUCUAACUGCAACAUUUUUAUGAAAAUUAAAAGUAGCAUUUUAAGAGGGAAUCCCUCUGAAUUUUUUUUUCUGUGCAAGUGCCUAGCUGAAGAACCAUAGAAACAGUAAAUUCGAAAGCUUUUAAAUAAACUAUAACUAAUUGAAUAUUAACCAAUUACAAAGCAGGAAUAACUUAUAUUGCUUUUUGGUUGCUAUAACUGAAUACCCUAAAAACUAAGAGAUGUGAAUGGGGAAAAAUUAAUAUUUAAUUGAUAAUGGAAUUGAUUUUAUUACAUUUACAUAUCUCUCCUAAGAUGUCUUUGCAGUAGCCAAUCAAAACUAAAAAAAAAAAAACAAAAAAAAGAAUACGUCAUAGACCUUAUGCUGCAGUUAAGCCAAAAAUACUUUGUACACCUCUGAAUGGCUCACUUAAAAGUAUUGAAUUCUUUUAUGUACUUUAAAAUGUACUUCCCUUUAGAGUUAUUCCAUUUUAAAUGGGUAACUUCCAAUUUCUGAACCUAACUAUUUUUCCUAAGCAUUCCAGUGGUGUAUUCUUAAAGAUCAAAAGAUUUCUAGGUGGUAAUACAAUUUGCAUGAAGACAUGGACAAGUUAACUCUUAGGUUUAACAUUAGUAUUUUUGCAGUUGAUCAUAGAAAACUACUGAAUAAUGAUUUUCAUAAUUUUUUUCAAAUAUUCUGCCCCCAGUUUGAUUCUAAAUACUUUUCCCCAUUAUUUAUGAUAUAUCCUUCUAUUUAAUUUUUUUUUCUUCCAACAUAUGUUUAGGAAAAAAUGUGAACACAUUAUGAAUAGUCGGAGACAACACACAAAAAGAAACCCUAUUCAGUCUAUUGUUGUGGAAGGGUAGUUAUUAUAUGAUACCCUGGGAUUUGUUUUAUCCUAUUACCCCGCCCCCAACCAAAAAAAAAAAAAAAAGAAGAAGCAGCAUAGCUUUUCCUUAAAAACAUUUCAAAUCAGAAAAUGCUUGAAAAAGAUUGGCUUGGAUAGCAAGACAUCCUAAAUUUGAGAUGUCACCACCUUAAAAAGUAUGUUCAAAGGUCAAAUCAUUUUCAAAUACUCAACCCUUUUAGUGGGAAUGUGUUACUUUUUAUUCUCUUUCAUUAGCUGGCCAUAAUUUCUUGUAAAAUUUCCUAAAAUUACCAUUUUUUUACUUUCAAAAUUGCAUUAUAGUGAAUUACUGUUUACAAAAUACACAUACUGUGAACAGAUAACAAGUUUCUGUCUUCUAUAAGGUUGUUUGUAGAAUGAGGUUUUUUUUAAGGGGAUGUUAUAUGUUAAGUGUUUUCAGUUUCUUUUUUUUUAUAGAUGCUAGCAACUGUUUACUAAUUUUUGUAUGGUCAGGUAUGUGCAAAUGUAGCUGAAAGAGAAACUGCAGAUCUAAAACUUCCCCUUUUCAUUUCUUGAAAUAUUACCACUACAUACCCUUUUUCUUAACCUGAAUGAUCAGUUGUGAUGUUCUGUAUCUAAAAUGAUACUUAAAUCAUAUAAGGAAAUAUUUAAAUACUAUACACAUACAGGAAGCAAACUAUGAUUGUAGUAUAUUUGUGUGGUUCAGUCUAAUUCGCGGAAUUCUGAGUUAUGGAAUAAAACAACUCUACUUAAAGUGAUAACAACUAAAGUAUUUUUGCCUUGUGAAAAUUUGGAGAUUAUGUUACUCUUAGAAUGGAAAAUUUGGCCAUUUUAUAUCAUUGUAUAAUUUCACAAUUUAGUUCCAUAUCUUUUGGAAAACAUGGUUAUAGCAAAAACAUAGACUAUAAAUAACCUAUUACUAAGAUACCUUAAAUGUAAAACUAGUAUGCUUAGCUGUUAACUCUUAAAGAUGUUACUUAUGUCUGUUUUUAAAACAUGCAUGUAUUUAACAAUUUUAUCAUAGUAUUGUCAUGGAAAAAAAAUAAAUAUAUUUUCUUAUAACUUA
This is a messenger RNA of Hipposideros armiger (great roundleaf bat), 10065 nucleotides long. RefSeq names its product LIF receptor subunit alpha (gene LIFR). NCBI's taxonomy places the organism in Eukaryota, Metazoa, Chordata, Mammalia, Chiroptera, Hipposideridae. The transcript has 20 exons. The record is from RefSeq and is a predicted model, not a curated record. Gene Ontology annotation, biological process: cytokine-mediated signaling pathway. The coding region runs from base 322 to 3621 and encodes 1099 amino acids. Gene Ontology annotation, cellular component: external side of plasma membrane; signaling receptor complex; membrane. Gene Ontology annotation, molecular function: cytokine binding; cytokine receptor activity.